This is a messenger RNA of Monodelphis domestica (gray short-tailed opossum), 6632 nucleotides long. NCBI's taxonomy places the organism in Eukaryota, Metazoa, Chordata, Mammalia, Didelphimorphia, Didelphidae. The record is from RefSeq and is a predicted model, not a curated record.
AGGGGAUUAAAUAUCAGAGAAAUAGGAAGUUCUGAAGUAGUCAGCCUCUCAGAGUCUCGUUUUUGUCAGAUGUCCGGCUUUUCCACUCCAGAACAGAUAAUUCUUCUAUUCUGCAGUUCUCCAACCACUGUACCCAUAUUUUGUGUCCAGAUUUUUGACAUCACCAAUGAUGCUGCUAUGAACAUUUGAAACAUAUGAACAUAGGAACUGUUGUGCCUCUGGGAUCUUUGUGGAGUCAACAAUCUUCUUGAGUCAUAGACUGCUAGUAGCAUCAAAAGGCCUUACAGUCAUAGCAGAUGGCAUCUGCCCUGGGGGUACAAGAUGGAAUCCAAAGGAAAUGAAGCCCAGCCUGUGAGUGCCCUGAGAGAAGAGGACAAGCUUUGAGCUGGGAGAGGACCCUCCUUAAGCAUCCUGCUGGAGCCUGGCCUCCUGCCCCAGCUUCCCCUUGGACAUGGAGAGGACCAGGAGGUGGCUGCUCUGCAUCCUCUUUGCUGUGUCCUGGCCCUCCACAAAGGGGGACAUAGAAGAAAACAUCCCCCAUCAGACCCUAAGUUGCCAUAAUGACUUUCAAACUAGAAUCAUCUGCCACUGGGAGGAGAUGGCCAAUGCUCAACGCUACCUCAACUUGUCUCUUUACUACCAGAUGUUCAAUCUUGUUUUUAACAGAACUGUCGAAGCAAAACAAGCCCCCUGUGACCAUAGCCAGAACACGUCCUUGCCCACUUGUAAGUUCGAAUCCUGUAUCCCCAAGACAUGCUUCAUUCACCAGAAAUAUAUGGUUGGGAGCCAGAUCGACCUCUUCAGUUUCAGAACAGAUCGGCCUCUGGAGAUCAAACUUAAUGUCAGCCUGGGCCAGAGUGUUCAGCCUCCCACCCCAAAGAAUCUCCAGAUUACAAAAAAUGGAACCAAAGGCUUCCUGCUUUCAUGGGAGAUACUGCAAAGCUGGAACCAAAACCACCAGGCAUCCUCUGGGGUCCUGAUGUUUGAGGUGGCCUACAAGAGGCAAUGGGAGUCAUGGGAGGAGGCUUUCACAAAGAGUUCCUCCACAUCUCAUGUUACCUUUGGGCAUGACCACCUCAUUCCUGACAACCGCUAUGUGGCCCGAGUGAGGGCAAAGACAUCUGGAGAACGUUCCAGCCCAUGGAGUUCUGAGGUUUCCUGGGAGUCUCAGGAAGGAGAUCCAGCUCAACCCAAGAAUCUCCAGUGCUUCUUUGAUGGACUUGAACAGCUCACUUGCACUUGGGAAGUGAGGGCAGAGGUUACCGGCUCUGUCUCCUUUGGGCUCAUCUACAAAGCUGGUCCAGAUGAGACGAGGGAGUGCACCCCUGUGCACAAAGAAAGGAAGCCAGGAAGCCCCUAUGUACAGUACAGAUGCCAGAUUCUGGUUCAGGAUCCUAAUGACCAAAGACAGUACACUGUCACUGUACAAGUCAAGGAAGAGAAGAAACAGAUCAGGAGUUACCUGCAUGUCCAGCCCCAGCCACCAUACAUUACAGUCAAGAAGACAGGAGACAGUUACUGGCUGAACUGGAAAACAGUACAUACAAUUUAUGAGCAGAUCUACGAAGUUCAAUACAGGAAGUCUACGGAGUCUUGGGAGGAUGUUCACAAUGAAACCUUGAGAAUUGUCUUGGGUAUGGAAAUCUCUGAGAAGAAUCUGGAGCCAGCCACAGAUUAUUUUGCCAGAGUGAGGGCAAAAAUCUCAUCUGAAUCCUACAGAGGAAUAUGGAGUGAGUGGAGUAAUGAAUACAAGUGGACCACAGACAGUCGAAGCGGGUUACAAGUGCCCGGUCCAUGGAUCCUCUCACUGGUGCUGGUCGUUACUACAGUCCUGGUACUCCUAGGGGCCUGGUGCUGUUGUAACUUUGGGGUCAGACUGAAGGCAAAUUGGGAAAACAAGAUUCCCAACCCGAGUAAGAGCCACCUGUUCCAGAAUAAAAACAAGAGGAUUUGGAUUCCAGGUAACUUUUCUACUUCUAGUCAAGAGAGCCCCUGGGAGAAGGAGGAGAGAGAAAGCUGUGUCUCCUGGUCGAAUUGGAAUGACCUUGAAGAUACUAGCAGAAGUUGGAUAUCCCCUCUCACUGCUAUGGACCCCCAAGAUGCCUGUUCUCUGUCCUCUGACCAGGACUCAUACCCAGCAUCCAUCAAUUUUCCUGAUGAGAACCUGAGCCUGUUCAGCUCCCAGAAAAAGCAUGAGCUCAACUCUCCAACCAAGGACCUAGCCUCUGGCAUUGCUUUCAAUGGCCCCUACCUCCACUUGCCCCAUAGCCACUCUCUUCCUAACAUCACUGACCAGAUGGGGUCCUGCCAGGCUGAAGAGAACAAGAAGCAGCCUCAUGGGUCCCUGGAGUAUUUUUGUCUGCCCCAGGGUGGGCAGGGUGGACUUAUUCCUAUGGCCAAACCAGCUGAACUGGGCAAAGACAGAGAGGAAAUUUCAUCUGUUGUUCCUUCAGACAAAGAAGAACCUGAAAGCUACCCAUUCAAGGAUCAGGCUGCCCCUCCAUCUGUGGAACCAAGGCAGGAGGAACAUCUCAACCAACCAUCUACCAGUUCCAAAGACCCCCUGAAAUUGGUCCAUGUCACAGGCUAUAUUGCCCCCGAGGACCUGAUACUUGGCUCUGGGAAGCCUGAGAGUCCCCCACCUUUAUCCAUGCCUCCGUUACCUUGCUCAGCACUUGAGUCCAGUGUUAGCCCCUCCAUAGAAAAGACCAAAGGACCUACAUCAGCUCCCAGCUCAGCAAACCUGGCACUGGAGAGUUAUGUUGAAGUCCCUCCAAAAAUGACCAGUACUGAAGUCCUUCCAGAGGACCCUAGCUCCUUGCAAGUUGAACCCUCAACCACAAAUCUCAUGGAUUCCCAGCAGGAUGAGACUAUAACAAUGUUGCAUCCUGAUGGACUCAUUGUCUUACAGCAGAUAGGAGACUAUUGCUUCUUCCCUUCCCAGGGUCAGCUGGUUUCUCCUGGCCAUUGCCCUGAGAAAAUGACUAAGCCCCAGGAUAUUCAGGGCAAGGAACCACCAAACCAACCAAUGCCUCAGGUGCCUGCCAUUCAGCUCUUCAAGGCCAUGAAGCAUCAGGAUUACCUUGCUUUACCAACAUGGGAUGGCUGUAGGCCAGGGCAAGUGUUCUAACAACACCCUCCAACCGGGGUACCACCAAGCUCCAGAGGGCAUGUCCCUUCACACUGUGACCCAACCUCACUGAGUUUUCUGUUCUCUAUACUCAAUAGAAUGGGAAUGAUUUGAGGGCAGGAAUUUUCCAGUUUUUUGUCUAGGACUUGAGUAUGAUUACAAAGUGCCAAUCUGUGAUCUCAAGCAACUUAUUUCCCUGUCUAGACCUCAGUUUCUUCUUGGUCUCAGAGGACAGGCCAUGAAAUAAACUCCCUUCCUCCAUAGCUGCAGGAUAUUCUGUGGCUGUACAAAUGAAGAAGUCACCUUAGCCUCAACAGAUCAAUUCUCUGGAAGAAUUGUCUAAGUCUUACCAUUCUUCCACUCUGGUAUAUGAGCCAUCAGAAGACCUUCCCACUCCCUGAUAAAAAUAAAGAUUAAUUUCUCAAAAUUGGAGUUUUAUUCUGAACUAGAGAAAAGAGCUAUUCUUGCCCCUGUUGUUGAAAGAGCAGUGCAUUUGGAGUCAGGGGUUCUGAUAUGGGUUCAACUCCUGACUCUGCCAUUUACUGUCUAUAUAUCUUGGACAAGUCAAUUAAUUUGGCAACUUAGUUUCUUCAUCUAUGAAAUGAAGGUGUUGCAAUGUACUGCAAAGACUUCUAAGGUCCUUUCCAACUCUAAAUAGAAGAUUCUGUCUAUCUAUCUAUCUAUCUAUCUAUCUAUCUAUCUAUCUAUCUAUCUGUCUGUCUGUCUGUCUGUCUCUGCCUGUCUAUCUGUCUAUCUAUCUUUCUGUUUGCCUAGCUAUCUAGCUGUCUGUCUAUCUAUCUAUCUGUCUCUCUAUCUAUCUAUCGAUCCAUCCAUCCAUUUAUCUCUAUUUCUGCCUCUAUUCAUCUCUCUUUAUCUUGUUUUCUAUCUCUUGCUCAAUCCUUAUCUAUGUCUAUCUGUCUGUCUGUCUAUCUGUCUAUCUAUCUGUCUGUCUGUCUGUCUAUCUAUCUAUCUAUCCAUCCAUUUAUCUCUAUUUCUGUCUCUAUUCAUCUAUACCUUGUUUUCUAUCUCUUGCUCAAUCCUUCUCUAUCUAUCAUCUUACAGUCUCUGCCUCUCUAUCUUGCUAUCUCUCUACCAUCCACCUACCUAGUUCUCUCUCUGCUAUUAGGAUGGGUUCUAUAGUAUGUAGGUAGAAGAGGGAGAGGUAUCAGGAAAUAACUAUGGUGUAAAAACAGACAAGUCACAUGAAACAUUGUAAGAUUUGUGGGUGAAACUAGGUGACCUUUAAGGUCCCUUUCAAUUCUAAUAUUCUAUGAAAUUCCCAAAGUGCCUAGUGGUUCCCUAGGGAGCAGGUUGGGGGACAGAGAAAUAAUGAGUUGAAAUUAUCCCUGGCUAGUAUUUCCUAGAAGUGAUCUGCUGGGGAAACCCAGGGCUCCCAAAGACCAACCAUCAGCUCCCCUUAACAAGAAAGGGUCACAAAUAUAACUUCCCUACCCUAAAUGUCCCUCUUGUAUCACUAUUCCCCUGCUCAAGAGUAUAUAUUGUCUUCCUGUUGGUAAUGAAUCCAGUCCAAAUUCCUUAGCAAUCAUCUCUAGAUUCUCCACCAAUUAACUUUCCCUCUCUCCCUUCCUCCUUACAGCUACUUCCAUCACCCCGGAUGGUCUGGUUUGAGCUGUUGUUCAGUCAUUUCAGUCAUGUCUGAUUCUGAAUGGCCCCAAUUGGGGUUUUUUUGCAAAGAUAUUGGCAUGGUUUGUCAUUUCCUUAUUUAUCCCAUUUUACAGAGGAGGAGACUGAGGCAAACAGGGUGAAAUGACCAGGGUCACGUAGGAAGUAAGUGGCCAGAUGUGAAUUCAGGUCUUUCUGAUUCCAAGUUCCACACCCUCAGUGCUUUGGAAAGGCUGAUGAAUUGAUUGCUAUGAGUUGAUAUGACAUUAUCUAAAUGAUGCCUGGGCAGAAAGGAAAUUAUUCUUCCCCAAGUUUCUAUUUCAUUCAGGCUUUUGAAAAACUGUAAACUUUUAGCUAGGGUUUUGAGACUGGAGAAUAAAGAGCCUCAGCUGGUGGCAGACAUGAUCAUUCCAAUAGAAUGAAAGUUUCUUGAGGUCAAGAGGUAUAGUUUGUUUUGUCUUUGCAUCCCCAGCAUCUAUCCUAGAGCCCAGCACAGUUAAUGUUUAAUAAAUCUUUGUUACAUGAAUGACUGUGCAGACCAUCACCACCAGCAACUAUCUUAUUCAGACUCAGGUAUAGCAAGUGGUAAAGGUGCACAGCUUGAGAUCAGGGUUUGCCAAGUGCCUUAUAUAUGAUAAUUUAUGACAUGUAACUUCUACUUCAACCCCUUGGAUCAUCUCACAGAUAGGAUCACUCCUGGGGGGAACCUGCCCUACUUCCUCUUUUCCCAUCAGGAGCAUAAUAUGGCAAGACCUUCUUGUCCCUUAUUGGAGCCUACUUCAAAGAAAGCUUUAGAACCUAGUGCCCUCUCUCCCUUUUAUGCAUUUUCCAUUGCCUUUUCUCCUUCCUUUAAGGUAUAUUUGGUCACCAAGGAAAUGAGUAAAAUUUACAAAUGUAAAUAGUUUGGUACAACAUAAUUGAUCAUCUGCUAGAGAAAUGAGACUUUAGAAGACAGAAUGAGAGAACAUAGAAUGGCAGAGGAUAGCUCUUAGGAAAAAGAAGGUUGGAGCUGGGAGACCCUUAGAACACAGAAUGUCAGAAUGGAGAGGGGUCUUAGAACAUGGAACAUAAGAGCUGGGAGGGGCUUUAGAGCAGGGAAUGUCAGAGCUGAGAGGGACCUUCAGAGAGAAUCUAUAUCCAACAUCUGUAUUUACUAGAUUAGAAAAGUGAAUUCUGGAUCAAGGAAAUAUCUUUCUGUUGUCAAAGUGAGCAAAACUUAAGACAAUCCAUGGGUCUUCCCAUUGUGGCCCUGAUCAGCUGCCUCUCGUUGCUGACUGGCCAGGGGACAACCCUCCAGGUUUACCUUUAGGUUACCUUUACAGGGUAAAAUAUACUGUAGGGUUGUUAAAUUUAAAGCCAGAGUAGUACGGAGUGAUAUGCCAGGGAGACUCCAUAUUCAGUCCUCAAAUUGUCAUUGAGGGGGUAGGGGGAAGGUUAGGUCAGGCCAGCCUACCCUCCCUUCUAGGUUUCUUUUCCCCAGGGGUCUCUAGACACAGAAGCUAUGAGGCAAGGAGAGUUUGGGGGUGAGACUUCCACCCAGAGAUUAGCCCUGGGAAAACACUUCACCCCAACACAAGAGACACUGUCCAUUGUGGUAGGUGUGAGCCUAACAGCUGCAAUUCUCAGUUUUUAAAGUCAAGUAAAAAGUUACACUUUCAGUUCCCAUCCUGGAACUUUCUGGGAAAUUCCACUGUGAGACACCCAUGGAGACCAUAGAUGUGUGUGGGCAGGAGUGGAGUGAUGUGUGUGUGUACUCAGUCUGUGAUCAGUUUAAUAAGGAACAACUCUAGUUUGGGGGCUAAGAGCUAUGUCCUGUUAAUCUUUAUAUCCCCAGUUCCUAACAACAUUCAUAAUAAAUGCUUCUCAAUUUACUGACCAA